AUGGCGGGACCCAAGUUCGAUGCGGAAGGCUUGAGAGAUGAGUGGGAUUCGAUUGAGGCCAUCCGAAUCCGUCUGCGCUCCGGGAAACCUUUGCUUGAUGGUACAAUGUCCGAAUACUCGAUCAACAGAUGCAAGGCAAAUCGGGAUGUCAUGAUUCCUCUAUUGCUUCGCUCUGUGGCCUGUGAACACAAGCGCCCAGAGGUGGAGCUUCUGAGAGAAGAGAUCGAAAAUUUGCUUAUGAUGAAUCAGAGAGAGUUUUCGGAGUCGCAUAUUGAUGAUAUGGCAUGGGAAUUGCGCAAACUUCUUACUUUCAUCAAGCGGAAAGCCCAGCGACACGAGGAUCCGGAUUUCCAGGAUAUGUGCCUCAUCCUGAACCCGGAUUUGCAGGAGCUUGUCGACGCGCGCCGUCAGCCUGCAGCCGAGGACAUUCAUGAGUCGCCUGAUGAUGAUGCUGGUGCAACAAGUGAUCCAGAAAACCCUGACCCCAGACCAAGUGCAGCAUCAAAUCCGGCAGCUACGGCUACAACGACGCCGACGAGCACAGCUUCGAUGACUCCCCCAACGGUGGCACCCAAUCCACCUACUAGUGAUGCUAGUGUAGAAGCGGCUCCACUGCCGGCCCCAGUGGUUGCAGAGACGGGUCCAGCUCCGAUCAGUGCCCCAGCGGGUGCAGAGACGUGUCCAGCUCCGAUCAGUGCCCCAGCGGGUGCAGAGACGUGUCCAGCUCCGAUCAGUGCCCCAGCGGGUGCAGAGACGGGUCCAGCUCCGAUCAGUGCCCCAGCGGUGACCCCCAGUCGACCUGCUAAUGCAUCAGAUUCGGUGCCACUCCCAGUGAGUCCUGCAGCCGCAAGCCCAUCCGUGACGCCUCCCCCACGAGCUUCGACCAGCAUCCCGGACAAAACCCUUGCCCCGGAUGAGGCGGAGAAUCGCCGACGACAGCUGUUGCUUAAGCAAAGGAUUUUGCAGGCACAGCUUCGGAAUGCAAAGAUGCGGGCCUCUGCGCCCCCAGCUGCUGUGAGCUCUCCGGCUCCUCCUGUGGCCACUCCUGUGGUGACAAGAUCCCUGGACUCUGACGAGACCCAAGUGACGGACAUCUUUGAUUGCCCUACCCCAACUGAGCAUGCUGUUCCUUGUGACCUGGCCAUCGACAAAAGCUUGCCAGCUGAUUUCCUUCGUGAUCAGUAUCAGCACGGUGCGGCUGCUCAUGCAACCCCAACACGACUGUUGUUUGCUGCAGAAACCGAGCCGAUUGCUGAAGCAACCCAGCUGCCUGCUGAAGCACCCGAGCCGAUUGCUAAAGCAGCCGAGCUGCCUGCUGAAGCACCCGAGCCAAUCGCUGAAGCACCCGAGCCGAGUGCUGAAACACCCCAGCCGAUGGAUCCUCUCCAUGAUGAUGAGCCCAUUCCGGAUGAGUCGAAGGUGCUUUCUCAGCUUGGCCUGCGCAAACGCAAGAAGGACGUGAACAAGCUGGCCAAGGCCAAGAAGCCAGCUCCCAAGGAGAAGGUUAAGCGCAAGAAGUCAGGGCUGUGUAAAUUGCGCCGAAGCAAGCGGGCCUCGACAUCCGUGGCUUGCGGCAGUGGGGAUCCGAUGCCCGACGGUGAUGCUGAGGCCUGGUGGUCACGAGCAGACCACUGGGUUUGGGAUGAUGAGAUGAACAAUUAUGUGAAGCUCGAGAAGGGUGAUGGCUACAUUAGUGUCCAGACACCUGAGGAUCAUGAUGAUGCUGCUAAGGCUGCUAAGAAGGUCAAGACCAAAUGCAGGGUCAGAGGCAAGACCCCGGAGGCUGAGCCCGAGGAGUUGGAAGAGCGUGCCGCCCCGACCCCGAAGCCGAAAGCAAAGGCGAAGUCCAAAGCAAAAGCUUCCCCGAAGGCUUCCCCGAAGGCUUCCCCGAAAGGUGCUGCAAAGGCGAAGGCCAAAGCAAAAUCCAAGUCGAAGUCCAAAGCAGAAGCUUCCCCAAAGGCUUCCCCGAAAGGCGUUGCAAAGGCUAGCAAGAAGGGCGGCCGUCGACCCAGGGCAUCGUCAGUGGAGGCUUACGAUGUUGAGGAGCGCGAUGUGGAGUGGAUUUCCGAUUGGGUUCGGGAGUCAAAUCUCACAGGGUCUCUCGAUGAUUUCAAGCUGUCUGUCAAGCCCUUCCUCCCCGACAAUUCGUUUGGAUACCGGUGCAACAUCUACUGGACAACGGCUAAGUGCGGUGUGACACUGAGAUUCACGGAUGAGUCUGGUCAGAAGAAGCAAACCGAUCUCGUGACGUUUGGCUUUGGCAAGACACGCCUAGCAACAGCUGUUGCGAUUUCCUGUGCCUGUUCCGUUGCAGUUUGGUUGCAUUGA
Molecule: messenger RNA, 2328 nt
Organism: Symbiodinium sp. CCMP2592
Lineage: Eukaryota; Dinophyceae; Suessiales; Symbiodiniaceae
Source: the annotation of a GenBank genome assembly